GGCCUGAGGCGGCCCAGACCUCGGCGCUGCGCUCAGCUCUUCCGCGGCAUCCCCGCGCCCCGGCGUCAUCCCGUGAGUCCUCCUGACGGGAGGGAAGAUGGCUGCGCGGAGCUGGCAGGAGGAGCUGGCCCAGCAGGCCGAGGAGGGCUCGGCACGCCUUCGGGAGAUGCUCUCGGUCGCCUUGGGCUUCCUGCGCACGGAGCUGGGCCUCGACCUGGGGCUGGAGCCGCGGCGGUACCCGGGCUGGGUGAUCCUGGUGGGCGCCGGCGCGCUCGGGCUGCUGCUCCUGGUACUGCUGGGUUACGGCUGGGCCGUGGCGUGCGCCGGCGCCCGCAAGAAGCGCAGAAGUCCGCCCCGCCGGCGGGAGGAGGCGGUGGCCGCGCCAGGCCCGACCCCGGACGACUCGGCCUUGCUGCGGAGCCUGCGGGGUGAGGAGCCUAAGAAGAAGAACCGGAAGAAGCUACCCGAGAAGCCCAAGCCAAAUGGACGGACUGUUGAAGUGGCUGAGGAUGAAGUUGUUCGAACUCCUCGAAGUGUGACCGCAAAGCAGCCGCGGGAGGCAGACAAAAAAAAUGAAAAGUCAAAGAAAAAUAAGAAGAAAUCAAAGUCAGAUGCUAAAGCAGUGCAAAACAGUUCACGCCAUGAUGGAAAGGAAGUUGAUGAAGGAGCCUGGGAAACUAAAAUUAGUCACAGAGAGAAACGACAACAGCGUAAACGUGAUAAGGUGCUGACUGAUUCUGGUUCAUUGGAUUCAACUAUCCCUGGGAUAGAAAAUACCAUCACAGUUACCACCGAGCAACUUACAACUGCAUCAUUUCCUGUUGGUUCCAAGAAGAAUAAAGGUGAUUCUCAUCUAAAUGUUCAAGUUAGCAACUUUAAGUCUGGAAAAGGAGAGUCUACACUUCAGGUUUCUUCAGGAUUGAAUGAAAACCUUACUGUCAAUGGAGGAGGCUGGAAUGAAAAGCCUGUAAAACUCUCCUCACAGAUGAGUGCAGGUGAGGAGAAGUGGAACUCUGUUCCACCUGCUUCUGCAGGCAAGAGGAAAGCAGAGCCUUCUGCUUGGACCCAAGACACCGGCGACACUAAUGUAAAUGGAAAAGACUGGGGAAGGAAUUGGAGUGACCGUUCAAUAUUUUCUGGCAUCGCUGCUUGGUCUAGUGUGGAUAGGGGAAUGAAUACCUCUGAACAGAAUUCUGCUUCUUUUGCAUCUCUCACACUUAACUCUGCUGUUUCUGGGUCUACUGCUGAGCCAGUUUCUCAGUCUACCACUUCUGAUUAUCAGUGGGAUGUUAGCCGUAAUCAGCCCUAUAUCGAUGAUGAAUGGUCUGGGUUAAAUGGUCUGUCUUCUGCUGAUCCCAGCUCUGAUUGGAAUGCACCAGCAGAAGAGUGGGGGAAUUGGGUAGAUGAAGAAAGAGCUUCACUUCUGAAGUUCCAGGAACCACCUCCUGAUGAUCAAAAGGUUUCAGAUGACGAUAAAGAAAAGGGAGAGGGAGGUCUUACAACUGGAAAAUCUAAAAAGAAAAAGAAGAAAAAGAAGAAGCAAGGUGAAGAUAACUCUCUUGCACAGGACACAGAAUUAGAAAAAGAGAUUAGAGAAGAGCUUUCAGUGAAUACCUCUAAAGCCCGUCCAAAACAAGAAAAAGCUUUUUCCUCGAAGACCGUGAACACUAGUGAUCCAGCCGAAGUACUGGUCAAAAAUAGCCAGCCUAUGAAGACUCUUCCACCUGCUGUUCCCACCAAGCCAUCUGUUCCCCCAGCAAAAAGUGAUUCUGACAAGAGCUCUUCCCAAGUGCCACCGAUGCUGCAGGAGACCGAUAAGUCCAAGUCAAAUACCAAGCAAAAUAGUGUGCCUCCUUCACAGACCAAGUCUGAAACUAACUGGGAAUCUCCCAAACAAAUAAAAAAGAAGAAGAAAGCCAGACGAGAAACGUGAAUUUUUUUUCCUGAAUUGGGCAUGUGUUUGCAAACACUGUCUUGAAGAUGAUGCUGUUUAUGCAAUAAUUUGUGAACAUGUACAGAGUUUUACAUAAAUUUAAACCAAUUUUUAAAACAAAACUGUGAACACAACCACCAUAAAAAUGGAAUCAAGGAAAGUUAAUUUAUGAAAUUAAGAGGUCAGCAGAAAAUACUACAGUGCGGGAAGACACUUGGGAAAGACUCUUCAGCUGAAGGAGAAUGCUGUUAAGUAAAGAGCACCCUCCAGGGUUUACAGCAGCUGCGCCCUGUCUGUCCACAGUGUGGGGCGACAGGUUCUGGCCAGAGGGGCCACCUAUGCGUUCAAGGUGACUCCUUGGAUCUUAUGCACAGACUUUUACCAUUGAGAUCUGUUUUAUGCUUAAAGUGCUUUGAUCAAAUACAUAAUCUGCCAUAUCUUUACAUAUUUGUUGGUAACAGUUUCUAUUAAAGGAAUCACAAGUGCAAAUAAGUCAUUUAUCAUUUAUGUAACUAAACUGUCAUGGUUUAGUUUACAUUUUUAAGUUCUUAAUUGAAAAUGCAAUUGACCCCUUGUAUGGCAUAUGAAGUUAUUUUUGAUAGUCUUAUAUUACUUGAAUUGUUCAAAGUACAGUAUAUUUUAAAUUAAGGGUAAACUAUAUGUAUUUGUUUUAUAAUUUAAGAUUCAAACUAACAAAUAAUGCUCUUGUUUAUGAUUUGAAAACUUGCAGGCUAAAUCUAAGUUUUUCUUUCCCUACCAAUUACUUUUCUCCAGUGUCAAUUCUUAGUUGCUAACAAUUUUUUGACUUUAAAAAUGAAAUCAUUCACAAACUUUGAGUAUAUGGUGGAGAAUGACAACUAGAGUGAGACAGCUUUAAUUGACAUUGUCAAGACCUCCAGUUAUCAGGAAUACACUUUUUUACUGCCUUAACCUGUAGUGUGUAGAAUAUGCAUCAAUUUCUUGAAGAGGAUUCAUGUUUUUAUAAGAAUUUUCAUGUAAUUAUUGCAAUUGUGGUCAAAUAAGGAACGUUUUCUGCUUGAAACUGUAUUGAUUUAAAUGAUGUGUGAGAUGUUUCACCAUUUUCAGGCACUGUGUAAUUCUAUUGUAAUAAACUGGCAGGUAUCUUUGUAACUAUAAAUAGUGCAUGCUCGGCCAUGUACACUGCAAAUAGCCUUUACCAAAUGUGUUUGACAAGGACCAUAAUUAACAUCACUUAGUGAGUUGUGAUAAAGAAAAAAGCCAUGAUUUAUUUGAUGUGACUGGCUUAAUUGUUUCUGUGUGGCGCCGAGAAUGAAACUGUUUAACAGCUGUAACCAAUGGUACUGAUCUAUCCAUCCAAUGUUGUCUUUAUUAUAUUUGAUUGUGGUUUGAUAGUAUUACAUUGUCAGACUAGGAAGGCUGAAGAAACAGUGGUUUUAGUUUUGCUGAAGACCGGCCUUAUUCACGGACAGCUUUCCUAACAAGCAGUUACUAACUUUUAUCAGGUGUUAACAUCUGUUCAGGAACAUGGCAGUAUGUUUACAUGUCAGAAGUUUUGUUUAAUUCUAUGGUAUUUCUAAAUCGAUUUGUUAAAAUAAAUUCAGCAAAUGGA
Heterocephalus glaber (naked mole-rat) is the source of this 3524-nucleotide messenger RNA. RefSeq names its product metadherin (gene Mtdh). Gene Ontology annotation, molecular function: transcription coregulator activity; NF-kappaB binding. NCBI's taxonomy places the organism in Eukaryota, Metazoa, Chordata, Mammalia, Rodentia, Bathyergidae. Gene Ontology annotation, cellular component: nucleus. The record is from RefSeq and is a predicted model, not a curated record. Gene Ontology annotation, biological process: positive regulation of angiogenesis; positive regulation of canonical NF-kappaB signal transduction; negative regulation of apoptotic process.